CCCUGAACCGCUCGCACACACAUCUCCGCCUCCCCUUUCUUCUUCUAAGUUCUAAUCCCCCCUCGAACCUGCCAGCCGUCGCCAUUGCCGCGGUCUAAGACGAACUCCCCAAACCCGGUCAUAACGUCCUACGGCCUACGGGGCGCCAAACGCGCCCCGAAAUCGGCGAAGAACUUGAACGCGAUUUGAAGCAGGCACCAUAGGACCACACGCGCAAUUCCAUUCUUCCUUGUUCUCCUCUAAUUUUCUGCUGGUUUGACCACACGAUAAGAACAGAUCCACCAGUGUUCAGAUCUAUUGGACCAGUGUGCGUCUGUGGACGCGUGGAACAAACACUGACCUGAGGAUUGGAUCAUUGGGUUGCUUCGGAUUCGAUUCGUGCGAUCUGUUUUUUUGGUGCCCAGGACAUGAUCAAAUCUGUGGUGUAUUUUGGGCACAUCCCCAUUGGGGACGUGGAUGUGUGGCCAAAAGGCGAGACGAACUUGGCAGCGGCGGCGUGGGUGCGGGAGAUCCGGUUGGACCGCCUCUCCCCGCCCAGCGAGCGGUGCCCGCCGCUCGCCGUUCUGCACACUGUAUCCUCCCGCUGCCUUGUGAUGGAGUCGAGGCUGACAGUCACAGCGGACGAGCCCCCGCCGCCGCUUGUUGACAUGCACACCGCUUGCCUCAGAGACAACAAGACAGCGGUUUUUCCACUUGGAGCAGAAGAGAUCCAUUUAGUAGCUAUGAAAGACAAGAGAAACUUGCCAAACCAUGUGUGUUUUUGGGCCUAUAAACUACCGUUAGGCUUGUAUAAUUCCUGCUUGAGCAUGUUGAAUCUUCGGUGCCUUGGUAUUGUGUUUGACCUUGAUGAAACACUAAUUGUCGCCAAUACCACUCGGUCUUUUGAAGACAGAAUUGACGCACUCCAGAGAAAGUUGAGUAAUGAGACUGAUCCGCAGCGCAUCAGUGGUAUGUUGGCAGAGAUUAAGAGGUACCAAGAUGACAGGUCUAUGCUAAAGCAGUAUAUAGAAAGUGAUCAAGUUAUUGAUGGUGGGAAAGUUUAUAAAGUACAGUCUGAGGUUGUCCCGCCUUUAGCUGAUAAUCCUCAACCUAUGAUACGUCCUAUCAUAAGGCUACAAGAGAAAAGUAUUAUAUUCACACGCAUAAAUCCAUCGAUAAGAGAUACCAGUGUUCUGGUACGGUUAAGGCCUGCAUGGGAUGAUCUUCGGAGCUACUUAAUUGCAAGAGGCCGCAAGCGUUUUGAGGUAUAUGUGUGCACAAUGGCUGAGAGGGACUACGCUUUGGAAAUGUGGAGGUUGCUCGAUCCUGAUUCUAGACUGAUAAACUCGGUUCAACUUCCUGACAGGCUUGUCUGUGUCAAAUCCGGUUCUAGAAAGUCUUUGCUCAAUGUAUUCCAUGAUGGAUCUUGCCACCCUGGAAUGGCCCUAGUGAUUGAUGACCGUCUGAAAGUUUGGGAUGAAAAGGACCAGGGUCGAGUUCACGUUGUUCCUGCCUUCUCUCCAUAUUACGCUCCCCAGGCAGAGGAAAACUUCCCUAUUCCAGUUCUCUGUGUUGCUAGAAAUAUUGCGUGCAAUGUUAGGGGUGGCUUCUUCAAGGAAUUUGAUGAGGGUCUCCUACCAUGGAUUAGUGAGGUUCAUUUUGAUGAUGAAUUAAAUCAUGUUCCUUCUGCUCCUGAUGUUGGUAAUUAUUUGGUUUCCGAGGAUGAAAGUGCCUCAAUUUUGAGUGUAAACAAAGAUCCACUGGCUUUUGAUGGGAUGGCAGGUCCAGAGGUGGAGAGGAGACUGAAGGAAGCAGGCCACAGUGUUCAAACUGUGGGUCCAAUAACUACAAAUGUCGAUGUGAUGUCAGUAGCUUCUAACCAGCAAUUGGUUACACCUUCAUCUAUCCCGUUAGCACCAGUACUGGGGAUGGUGCCUUUGAAUAACGUUCAAGGUCCGCAGUAUCAAUCUGCUAUUGUGGAUCCGUUGCAAGGUUCUCCAGCUAGAGAAGAGGGUGAGGUCCCCGAGUCUGAGUUGGAUCCUGACACAAGGAGAAGGCUUCUCAUAUUACAGCAUGGCCAAGACACCAGAGAUCCUACACCACCCUUUCCUGCAGAACCUUCUGUAGAAGUACAGGUCUCAGUUCCUCCAGUGCAAUCUCAGGGAAAUUCGUUUUUCAUGGAGGAUUGGAUGGACCCAAGAAGCUUAGAUAGGACCUCGAUGGGUUUUCCUUUAGAAUCUGAUUCUGUACAUUAUGAUAAAAAGCAACCGCCGCAGCCAUCAUACUUCCAUGGUGGGGAUGAUCAUUUAUCUUCUGAUAGAUUUAACUAUCAGAACCAGAGAUAUACUUCUCAGCUGCCUCACAGUGAGGAUUGCCGUAUGCUUCCGAACCAGGCACCUACAACCUAUAGGUCCUUUUCUGGAGAGGGCACAGCAACCCAGCGCCUUCAUUCAGGGCAGAGAAGCGGCCAAUUGGAAUCAGGACAUCAAUUUGUACAAUAUACAGAGACAUCUGGUGGUGUGCUGCAGGAGAUUGCGGCGAAGUGUGGAUUUAAGGUGGAGUACCAGUCAACUUUAUGUGAUACUGCAGAGUUGCGAUUCUCCAUUGAGGUUUGGGUUCUUGGAGAAAAAGUAGGUGAAGGAAUGGGAAGAACUAGGAAAGAAGCACAACGGCAGGCUGCUGAUAUAUCUUUAAGAAAUUUGGCAGAUAAAUUUCUGUCAUUUGAUCCAGAUAAGAUGACAGUUCUUAAGGAUAACGGUUUUAGUAGCAAUCCAAACGUAUUCAGGUAUACAGGAAGUAACAGAGAUAACAUGUUAACACCUGCAAACACUUCAGAUGAUUCUAGAUAUAUGAAUGAAAGACUUGACAAUUCAAGCAAAUCUACUGGCUCUGUUGCUGCUCUCAAGGAGCUUUGUACAGCAGAGGGGUAUAACUUAAUUUUCCACGCUCAGCCAUCUCUGUCAGAUAGUUCGACAGGUAAAGAAGUUCAUGCGCAGGUCGAAAUAGGUGGGCAAAUCCUGGGACAAGGAGUUGGAGCAACAUGGGAGGAAGCCAAGCUGCAGGCUGCUGAUGGGGCUCUGGGAACUUUGAAAUACAUGCUCGGUCAACUUGGACAGAAACGGUCUGGAUCUCCAAGAUCAUUUCCAUCCAAUUUUGGUAAGCGCUUCAAGCCAGAUUUCCAGCGGACGGUGCAAAGGGUUCCUUCUGGCAGAUAUGCUAGGAAUGAUGGCCGUGUUCCUUGAUUUUAUUGUGUCGGAAUCCUGGAGUUCUAAGGCCCCAUUUGUUUGGGCUUCAGCUUCAGCUUUUGGUGUUUCUAACAAUCUCAAAAGCACUUCUUCCGUUUACACAUGAUGCUGAGAAGCACCUCCGGACGUGCUUCUCAGCUAGAAGUACCAAAAGCACGUCCGGAGGUGCUUCUCAACUUCAUGUGUAAAUGGGAGAAGUGCUUUUGAGAUUGCUAGAAGCACCAAAAGCUGAAGCAGAAGCCGAAACAAACAGAGCCUACGCUGGACAGGAUCCGGAGUGGGUCGUGCAGGGUUGUUCAAAGGGAAUGAUUUUUGUAUCGGUUGUAGAGUGGGUACGGAGUGGGUUGUAAUAGAAUAGUUGUUUUUGUUGCCUGCGGGCCUGUAAGUGCGUCGCGGUAAUUUCUUCAAUAUAUAAUACACCUACUUGGGUGUAUUCUAAAAAAAAAAGCUGGACAGGAUCCAUCAGUAGUUCAUCGCAAUCUGUUGCCCCUCAAGAGCUUCCAUAUUAUGCUGUGUUUGGUUGAGGGAAUGAAAAGUGUAAUAUAAUGUAAUGGUUCUACUUUUGUGGGUGGUUCUUGUGUUUGGUUGAGGUAAUACAUCAAAAUGGAAUGGAACCAAGUGGUUACGUUCCUUCUCAGA
This is a messenger RNA of Brachypodium distachyon (stiff brome), 3863 nucleotides long. RefSeq names its product RNA polymerase II C-terminal domain phosphatase-like 1. The transcript is spliced from 17 exons. Bases 408 to 3221 code for a protein of 937 amino acids. Gene Ontology annotation, molecular function: RNA polymerase II CTD heptapeptide repeat phosphatase activity. The record is from RefSeq and is a predicted model, not a curated record. Lineage: Eukaryota; Viridiplantae; Streptophyta; Magnoliopsida; Poales; Poaceae.